CUCCAACAUAAAAGAAAAACACUUACUUAUCAUCAUCUAUCAGCCGUAGAUUAAGAUAUUUAGUAUCCUCAAUCUAACAAACACAAAAUCACCACGUCAUCAAUCCUUGUCAAAUUCUCUCAUCCAAUCAAAUCCAUUACUUCCUCCUUAAUAUCUUUCACCGCUUCAUCAUCUUCUUCAUCAUCAUCAAUCACAAAAAUCCAAAUCCCAAAACUUUCCCGAGAAAACUAAAAAAAUGGCACCAAAAGCCGGAAAGAAACCAGCAGAGAAAAAGCCCGCAGAGAAAGCUCCAGCAGAAGAAGAGAAAGUAGCCGAAAAAGCACCAGCAGAGAAGAAACCAAAAGCCGGAAAAAAACUACCAAAAGAAGCAGUCACCGGAGGAGUCGAGAAGAAGAAGAAACGAGUCAAGAAAAGCACAGAGACAUACAAGAUCUACAUCUUCAAGGUGUUGAAACAAGUUCAUCCAGAUAUUGGAAUCUCAAGUAAAGCUAUGGGGAUUAUGAACAGUUUUAUCAAUGAUAUAUUCGAGAAACUUGCGCAAGAAGCUUCAAAAUUAGCUAGGUAUAAUAAGAAACCUACGAUUACUUCUAGGGAGAUUCAGACAGCUGUUAGACUAGUGUUACCUGGUGAACUUGCUAAGCAUGCUGUUUCUGAAGGAACUAAGGCUGUUACUAAGUUUACUAGCUCUUAGGUUUAGCCGUUUAGGUUUCGAAUCUUGGUUCGUUUUGAUAUGGAAUCUGAUGGUUUUUAUGUAAUUUGUUGAAGAUUGUAAUGGUGUUAAUGUUUUCUUUUUAAUUUGGAUUUUGUGUUUAGUGACUUGGGAUUCUACAAGAAGUUUGAUAUUUAUGAAUGUUAAAUUAAAAUUUGGAUUUUGGUGGAUGAUUUUGUACGAUGAAUCGGUAAUUUUGUUGUGAAUUAUUCUUGAGCUUAGCUUUUGUUUAUUCACCUUAGAAAUGAUUGAUCAACUAAUCAUCGAACAGGUUAUAACGGAUGAUGACGAG
This is a messenger RNA of Arabidopsis thaliana (thale cress), 1001 nucleotides long. Its product is annotated as Histone superfamily protein. Gene Ontology annotation, cellular component: chromosome; nucleus; nucleosome. The record is from RefSeq and is marked reviewed. NCBI's taxonomy places the organism in Eukaryota, Viridiplantae, Streptophyta, Magnoliopsida, Brassicales, Brassicaceae. Gene Ontology annotation, molecular function: protein heterodimerization activity; structural constituent of chromatin; DNA binding. The coding region runs from base 236 to 691 and encodes 151 amino acids. The transcript has a single exon.